This is a messenger RNA of Lodderomyces jiufengensis, 921 nucleotides long. It is a transcript of the gene ERV29, whose product is annotated as Erv29p. The coding region runs from base 1 to 921 and encodes 306 amino acids. Gene Ontology annotation, cellular component: membrane; endoplasmic reticulum; endoplasmic reticulum-Golgi intermediate compartment. Gene Ontology annotation, biological process: Golgi organization. NCBI's taxonomy places the organism in Eukaryota, Fungi, Ascomycota, Pichiomycetes, Serinales, Debaryomycetaceae. The transcript has a single exon. The record is from RefSeq and is a predicted model, not a curated record.
AUGUCGUAUCGUGGACCAAAUCAAUUUCAAAAUCAAUUUCCACAUCAACAAAUACCACCUCAUGCAAAUAUAGGACCAAUAUCAUCAACAAAAACACCAUAUGAACAAUUUGAAUUAUAUAGUAAAAAAAUAGAAGAUUUAAUUGAUGAAUAUUUUAAACAUUUAAAACCUUAUGUACCAGCUAUUGGUAGAGCAUUUUUAGUUGCUACUUUUUAUGAAGAUACUAUAAGAAUUUUUACUCAAUGGAAUGAACAAGUUUAUUAUUUACAUAAUUAUAGACAUUAUUGGAGAUGGUUAACUAUUGUUUUUUUAAUUAAUAAUAUGUUAAUUAUGUCGAUUGGUUCAACUUUAGUUAUAAUUAGAAAAAAAAUUAAUAUUGCUACUAUUGCAUUAAUUGUUGUUGUUAUUAUUCAAGGUAUUGCUUAUGGUUUAUUAUUUGAUACUCAAUUUAUAUUAAGAAAUUUAAGUGUUGUUGGUGGGUUGGUGUUGGCUUUUUCAGAUACUAUUAUAAGAGAUAAAAGAUCAUUAAAUAUGCCUGGUUUACCAAUGUUGGAUAAUCAAGAUAAUAAAAAAUAUUUCUUAUUAGCUGGUAGAUUAUUAUUAGUAUUAUUGUUUUUAGGAUUUGUUUUUUCAUCAGAUUGGUCAAUUGGUAGAUUAUUUAUUAUAUUAGUUGGAUUUGUAUCAUGUACUUCAAUAAUUGUUGGUUAUAAGACUAAAUUUUCAGCAGCAAUAAUGUUAACUUUAUUAUUUAUUUAUAAUUUAUUCACUAAUCAAUUUUGGUUAUAUGAUUCGAGAGAUGCAAGAAGAGAUUUCUUAAGAUAUGAAUUUUUCCAAGUAUUAUCUAUAGUUGGUGGAUUAUUAUUGGUUGUUAAUGCAGGUGCUGGUGAAUUUUCAAUUGACGAAAAAAAGAAAAUCUACUAG